AUGUCUGCGGCGGUCAACCGAGGUCUCAGGACAGCUUCCCGAUCAUUGCGUCUCCAAUCGCGAAGCGUCCGCCUGGCCACUCCUCUCCGCGCCGGUCUCGCCUCCACUAACUUUGCCGCCCGCUCCACACCUCAACAAUCUCACAACUUCACCACCUCAUCUGCGAGACAGAGCGCCGCACCAGCCAUGGCCGAAGCGAGAGAGUACGAUCCUGAAAUCAAGGACAUUGCCAACUACGUCCAAAGCUACAACGUCGAUUCCGAGCUUGCUUUCGACACGGCACGAUGGGUUUUCCUGGACACUCUCGGCUGUGGUCUUGAGGGCCUCCGCUUCAAGGAGUGCAGCAAGCUCCUGGGCCCCAUUGUUCCCGGCACUGUUGUUCCCAAUGGCCCCAAGGUCCCUGGUACCGACUUUCAGCUCGACCCCGUCAAUGCCGCCUUCAACAUCGGUGCCAUGAUCCGUUGGCUCGACUACAACGACUGCUGGCUCGCUGCCGAAUGGGGACACCCUUCCGACAACCUGGGUGCCAUCCUGGCCGUGGCCGACUGGAUCACUCGUACCAACAAGGCCGGCGGUAACAUUGCUGGCGGCAAGCAGUUCACCAUCCGCGAUGUUCUCGAGGGUAUGAUCAAGGCCCAUGAGAUUCAGGGCUGCCUGGCUCUCUUGAACUCGUACAACAAGGUCGGCCUGGACCACGUUGUCCUCGUCAAGGUCGCCAGCACUGCCGUCGUCUCCAAGAUGCUCGGCCUCAACGAGAAGCAGAUUGCCGACGCCGUCACCCAGGCCUGGGUCGACGGCCAGAGCUUGCGCACUUACCGUCACUCCCCCAACACCAUGUCCCGCAAGUCGUGGGCUGCCGGUGACGCCUGCCAGCGCGCCGUCAACCUUGCCCUCAAGGUCAUGAAGGGCGAGCAGGGCAUCCCUACCGUUCUGUCUGCCCCCGUCUGGGGUUUCUACGAUGUUCUGUUCAAGGGCAAGAAGUUCGAGUUCCAGCGCCCAUACGGCAGCUACGUCAUGGAGAACGUUCUCUUCAAGGUCUCCUACCCUGCCGAGUUCCACUCCCAGACUGCCGUCGAGGCCUCUUCCAAGAUUCACCAGCAGCUCAAGGCGAUGGGCAAGUCGGCGGCCGACAUCAAGGGCGUCACCUGCCGCACGCACGAGGCCUGCAUCCGCAUCAUCGACAAGCAGUUCAAGCCCAUGGACAACUUUGCCGACCGUGACCACUGCAUCCAGUACAUGGCCGCCACCAUGCUCGUCUUUGGCCGCCUCGAGGCCACCGACUACGUCGACGGCAGCGAGGCCGCGACCUCCCCUCUCGUCGAGUCCCUGCGCCAGAAGUUCAAGUGCGUUGAGGACCCGCAGUUCACCAAGGACUACCACGACCCCGCCCUCCGAACCAUCUCCAACGCCCUGACUGUCGAGUUGAACGACGGCACCGUGCUCGAGGAGGUUGUCGUCGAGGCACCUCUCGGUCACCGCCUGAGAAGAGAGGAGGCCAAGCCCGAGAUCCUCAAGAAGUACAAGAGGCACUUGGAGCCCCACUUCGAUGCCGGCAGGGUCAAGCAGCUUGUCGACCUUGGCCUGGACCCCAAGAAGUUGGAGGCCACUCCUGUGGAUGAGUAUGUCGAUCUGUAUGUUGCCAAGGACAGCAAGUUCAUCUAG
Molecule: messenger RNA, 1662 nt
Organism: Colletotrichum acutatum
Lineage: Eukaryota; Fungi; Ascomycota; Sordariomycetes; Glomerellales; Glomerellaceae
Product: MmgE/PrpD family-domain-containing protein
Exons: 3
Coding region: 1-1662 (553 amino acids)
Cellular component (GO): mitochondrion
Molecular function (GO): 2-methylcitrate dehydratase activity; 2 iron, 2 sulfur cluster binding
Source: RefSeq, a predicted model, not a curated record